CCGCGGCCGCCCGCGCUCCCGCCCCCGGCCCUUGCCUGCCACGCCCUUCCCUUUUUGGCCGGGUCUUGGCCGCCCCGAGGGUCUCGGGCGGGAUCUGGGAGUAAGCGUGCCCCCUCCCUGCACAGAUCUCAGUAGCGCGUUUCUGGGGAGCGGAGCGGAGGGGAGGGAGGACCUCGGGCAGGCAGACGGGUGCAGGGCGCGCCCCUGGAACAGGCUGGGCUCCUGUGGGCCACAGCUGCCACCUCUGAACGGACCAGCGUCGUGCUAGGUCUGCUCAGUGUUCCGAGAAGGGCCAGGGCCCCGCUCCGGUGUUCCGCAACUCUUCAUCCCCGUCUUGGAUGGGAGGGGAUUCCUAAAAAUUAGUGCUUCAAAAUACCCACCAUUGCGUGCUCCCUCUGAAGUUAGGUUUGGUACUCUAGGACUUGAGAGUGAUGGCGAGGGCAGAGAGACCUCUAGGGGUGAUCUGAUUCGACCUUCUCCCCCCCGACACACACCUUUUUGUUUUGAUCCGUGAGUGAGGAGGAUAAGCUCCUGCUGCAGGGUGAAUGGAGACCCCGGAGGCGCGUCCUGGCCCUCACCUGGGGAAGCGCGCCUGCAUCCGGACGGGUGCACCGGGGGGAGGCGACCUGCCGCGGGUUCCUGCCAGCAGAAAAGGAGUUAACUAGGGAGGGAGAGGAAGGUCGAGGAGUUUCUUAGACCCGGGGGCACAGCCUGCGGGAACCCAGGGGGUUGGGGGGAACGGAAAAGAUCACUGGGGAAUGCCAGGGCUGGGUGUGCUGCUCUAAGACCUUUAAAGUAGUUGGCCAGCAGGAGCAUUUCUUUGUGAAAGCCCAAGGCUUAAAAAGUAAUAAUAUGAAAUAUGUAAUACAUUCAUUUGGCUGGGAUAUUAAAAAUAUAAAAAGUUACCAGUGAAAGAUUUCCUCCAUCCCUCUUAGCUAUCUUCCUAGGCCCUACCCUCUUAGGUAAUUUGUUCCUUUGUAUCUUUUCCAAAUUUCUUUCUGCAAGUACUGGCGAAUAUCACUAGUUAGUGCCCGCUUUUAUCACACAGGUGAUAGAAAUCCUUCUAACCCCUUGAUUUUUUCACUUUAUCUUACCGGUCUCUACAUAUCAGAACACAGAAGUUUUGUUCUGUUUUGUUUUACAGAGCUGUGCAGCGUAUGAGAGUGCCUGUUUCCUCCACAGCCUUGUCAACAGUGUAUUGUCAAGCUUUGAACAUUUGCUAAUAUGACAGUGUCACAUUUGAAGACGAGCACUGAGGAUGAGGAACCAACUGAAGAAUAUGCAAAUACUGGAAAUACAGAAUCUAAGUGGCCGAAAGGGGAAGGUCUUCACAGGGAUCCUGUGCCUGAGUCUAAGGUUGGUGGCACGUGUGUUUGGGAUAGCAAGGUAGAGAGUCAGCAGGAAAAGCCUGUGGAAAACAGGAUGAAGGAAGACAAAAGCUGCAUCAGGGAAGCAAUCAGCACAGCCAAGAGUACAGCAAAUAUAAAGACAGAACAGGAAGGUGAAGCAUCUGAGAAGAGCUUGUGUCUGAGCCCACAGCAUAUCACACACCAGACUAUGCCUGUAGGACAGAGAGGCAGUGAGCAAGGCAAAUGUGUGGAGAACAUUAAUGGAACCUCUCACCCUAGUCUACAGCAGAAAACCAAUGCUGUUAAGAAAUUACAUAAAUGUGACGAAUGUGGGAAAUCCUUCAAAUAUAAUUCCCGCCUCGUUCAACAUAAAAUUAUGCACACUGGGGAGAAGCGCUAUGAAUGUGACGACUGUGGAGGGACCUUCCGAAGCAGCUCCAGCCUUCGGGUCCACAAGCGGAUCCACACGGGGGAGAAGCCGUACACGUGUGAGGAAUGUGGGAAAGCCUAUAUGUCCUACUCCAGCCUCAUAAACCACAAAAGCACCCAUUCUGGGGAGAAGAACUGCAAAUGCGAUGAAUGUGGAAAAUCCUUCAAUUAUAGCUCUGUUCUGGACCAGCAUAAAAGGAUCCACACUGGGGAGAAGCCCUAUGAAUGCGGUGAGUGUGGAAAGGCCUUCAGGAACAGCUCUGGGCUCCGAGUCCACAAAAGGAUCCACACGGGGGAGAAGCCCUAUGAAUGUGACAUCUGUGGGAAAACCUUCAGUAACAGCUCUGGCCUUAGGGUCCACAAAAGGAUCCACACGGGCGAGAAACCUUAUGAAUGUGAUGAGUGUGGGAAGGCCUUCAUUACUUGUAGAACACUUCUCAACCAUAAAAGCAUCCACUUUGGAGAUAAACCCUAUAAAUGUGAUGAGUGUGAGAAAUCUUUUAAUUAUAGCUCUCUUCUCAUUCAGCAUAAAGUCAUCCACACUGGAGAGAAACCUUAUGAAUGUGAUGAAUGUGGGAAGGCUUUCAGGAACAGCUCAGGCCUCAUAGUGCAUAAAAGGAUCCACACGGGAGAGAAACCUUACAAGUGUGAUGUCUGUGGCAAAGCAUUCAGCUAUAGCUCAGGCCUCGCAGUCCAUAAAAGCAUUCACCCUGGAAAGAAAGCCCAUGAGUGUAAGGAGUGUGGGAAGUCCUUCAGUUAUAACUCACUUCUUCUUCAGCACAGAACGAUUCACACCGGAGAGAGACCUUAUGUGUGUGAUGUGUGUGGGAAAACGUUCAGAAACAAUGCAGGCCUCAAAGUCCACAGGAGGCUGCACACUGGGGAGAAACCCUAUAAGUGUGAUGUGUGUGGGAAAGCCUAUAUCUCACGGUCCAGCCUUAAAAAUCACAAAGGAAUCCACCUUGGGGAGAAGCCCUAUAAAUGUAGCUAUUGUGAGAAAUCCUUCAACUACAGCUCUGCCCUUGAGCAGCAUAAAAGGAUUCAUACCAGGGAAAAACCCUUUGGGUGUGAUGAGUGUGGAAAAGCUUUCAGAAAUAAUUCCGGCCUUAAAGUACAUAAACGAAUCCACACUGGGGAACGACCUUACAAAUGUGAAGAAUGCGGGAAAGCGUACAUCUCCCUCUCGAGCCUUAUAAAUCAUAAAAGCGUCCACCCCGGGGAGAAGCCCUUUAAGUGUGAUGAGUGUGAGAAGGCCUUCAUCACAUACCGAACCCUUAUAAACCACAAAAAAGUUCAUCUUGGGGAGAAGCCCUACAAAUGUGAUGUGUGUGAGAAAUCUUUUAAUUACACAUCACUCCUUUCUCAGCACAAAAGGGUCCACACUAGAGAGAAACCCUAUGAGUGUGACAGGUGCGAGAAGGUCUUCAGAAACAACUCAAGCCUUAAAGUUCAUAAGAGAAUCCAUACUGGGGAGAAGCCCUAUGAAUGUGACGUGUGUGGAAAAGCCUACAUCUCACACUCAAGCCUUAUUAACCAUAAAAGUACCCACCCCGGCAAGACACCGCAUCCAUGCGAUGAGUGUGGAAAAGCUUUUUUCUCAAGCAGAACUCUGAUAAGCCAUAAAAGAGUCCAUCUUGGAGAGAAACCCUUCAAGUGUGUCGAGUGUGGGAAAUCUUUCAGUUACAGCUCUCUCCUUUCUCAGCACAAGAGGGUCCACACAGGGGAGAAACCCUAUGUGUGUGAUAGAUGUGGGAAGGCCUUCAGGAACAGCUCAGGUCUCACAGUGCAUAAAAGGAUCCACACAGGUGAGAAGCCCUAUGAAUGUGAUGAGUGUGGGAAGGCUUACAUCUCACACUCAAGUCUUAUCAACCAUAAGAGUGUCCACCAGGGGAAGCAGCCCUAUAAUUGUGAGUGUGGGAAAUCCUUCAAUUAUAGAUCAGUCCUUGACCAGCACAAAAGGAUCCACACUGGAAGGAAGCCAUACCGAUGUAAUGAGUGCGGUAAGGCUUUCAAUAUCCGAUCAAAUCUCACCAAGCAUAAAAGAACCCAUACUGGAGAGGAGUCUUUAAGUGUGAUAUAUGUGGGAAGUUGUAGUGGCACAUCCCAGAAGAGAACCUAUGAGGGAGGGAAUGCCCUGGAUGGGAGCAGGAUGAGGCUGCCUCUGUAGUAGGCAGAGCUUACCAAGUCUCUGAACUCAAAUGGAAGAAAUACCUUAUGAAUAUAAGAAUGUAUGGGGUCAUGACUUGUAAUUUACACAGUAUAAAUGAAACCAUCCUAGAGGAUUGGGAGGAAUCCUUUCUAUGAUUUUCAAUCAUAGCAAGCAAGAAAGGCUCCAGUAUCAAAGCAGUUCAGCUCUUAUGGGAUAUAAAAUAUUCCAUACUUGAGAUAAAAACCUACCCAAGUGAUGGAAUGUGAAGCAAUGUCUUCAAAAUUAGUAGACAUUUCUGGACAUAAAACACAGAUGAGGAAGGGACUUCAGUUAGAAGUUACAUAGUCACCAUCAGAAAGUUCAUGUUUGGUAAAUUCUGUUACUAGAAAUGUAGGAAAUUCAGGUAUAGCUUUGAAUCCCAAUUACACAUUGGUCAGUGGGAAAACUGAGAAAGGCCUCCAACAGGCAAAUUCAGGGAGAGGUAGGUUUCAGGGAAUAUAAAUUUACUUAAUAUUAGUGGUCUUUAAGUAUAAACUUGAUGUAAUUGGUUUGGGAGGGGGCAGUGAUGAUGACUUCUGAAACAAAAUUUGGAUUUCCUUUUAGGAAAAGUAGAAAACAUAGACUUACAAGUCUAACAGGAGAUAGGAGAGAGUCACUCAUAAAAAAUGCAAAUUGAUGAACGUACUAUUGUGAUACAUUAGUUGAAUAGAUGAAACUUUUUUAAAGUUUCAGAUGAACUCCCAUAAUGAUGAAUUUGUGAUGAGGGAUAACCUGGAAGUGGUAUUCACACAUUAUGCUACAAUAAAAGGUUCUACCGUGGAGAGGAUUUUGACACAUUCAGUAACUAAUGGAACACACCGUCAACAUGAAUUUGCACCUUACAUGACAGAGUUGAUUCAGGGAUUCCUAUCAAUAGAAAUGCUGAGAAGGAACGCAUCUUAGUGCAGAAGCUAAAAAGCUAAGUACCAGUCAUCUAGAGAGAAGGAAAUUGUUUCUUAAUCCUGUUAAGUGUUUGAUUGUUUGGAAUAUGUUAUUGUAAAGAUGUCAUGCAGUAUAUGUGUAUAUUGUCUGUUGUAAAAUGUUAACGAAUACUUUGUUCAGGGCUCACUUUCUCUUUGUCAUGAAAGCCAGCUCCUUGUGGCUAGGUAAAGUGGAAUUCCAAUAAAGAAAUUCCUUAAAUCAAAACGGGCUGUGAGUUUAGAUGCAGGAUACCCAAGAGCCAUUUAUGUGUCAGAUCUUUGUGGGGUAAGUUAUAUACCAGAUCCAAACCAGAGAGGGCAGUGGACUCAUCCCACAGGGCUAGCAGCUCAGCUGGUUUCACCAGAAGUUAGAAGGUGCCUCCCUAAGAGGAGCACAGGAUAGAUUUUGAGGGGACCACAGUGGAGCCAUGUGAUCCUCAUACUGGGCUAGAUCCUAACUCAUGGGAGCAGGUAGGUUGUGUGAGUGGUCAGUCACCACACACAGCUCUGACAGGACCGUGUAGAAUUGAACAUAAAAUGCUGCUGUGUAUGAAGCUGUUAACUAGGUAACUCAAGGGUAAAAAUAGACUCUUCUGAGAAUUGAGUAACCUGUCUGAGAAUACUGUGAGUGGGCCAAUCAGUAAAGGCUGAAUUCUAAGUCUGGUCUCUGGUUUCAGAACCCGCUGUCUUUACAAGACAACAGUCUCAGCCAUGUAGUUUCCCGUCUCCCUCUAGGACUCCUCUCUCUCUAGCCAGAUAAUUUCCAUGCUCUCUUCUAGGAGUAUAAUUCUUUCACUUUGUAUCCAAACCUCUACCAGUAAGUUUUGAUGGCUGCAGUGGGGAAGGGUGGAGUUGAGGGAGGAAAGGGAGAUGGAGCAUUUCUGCCAUUGCUCCACUUUGGACUGUUUUGGUCAUACUUGCUCUCUAUCCUUCUUUGCACAUGACACUGGGAAGCCUGACCCUAUACACAGACUUGGACUGGUUUAUUCAGCAAAUACUUGAGGAUUUACUAGGCACCGUCCCUGUCCCACGUACUGGGUGGGAGAGGAUGGCAGCAGGAGUAGAUGCUGGCAGAUAAGGAUGAAUGAAAGGAGAAAGGCUGUGAGCGGAACCACCGUAAUGGAUGUCUGAAUUAAGACUGCACGUGAUCAGAGGACGGUGACUAGAACCAGCCAAGAGGGAGGAAGUGGUGACAUCUAGGCAGGACGUUGAAUUGGGUUUUCUGAGAGAGGAGUAGGAACUGGGAUGACCUGAGUAAAGGCGGCUAUGGAAGUGCCCAGGCAGCCUCCCGCAAGGCUGGUCUCCGGCAGGGCUGGUGUCUGGGCAGGAAGGAGGGUGCUGUGGAGUACUUGUUCCCAGUAGUCGUGGGGACAUGGAUUGGGCUUCCUUUUGCUGAAGAUGAGACCAGCGCUGGCUCUUUUUAACCUGAGGUUUCCAUGUGCUCCUCACACAGGAGAGCUCCCGUACUUGAGCUCCAGCUGAACCUAAUGCACUGUCUACUUUUGGGGAAGAUGCAGGCUAAAUAACAAAGGAGAGGAUGGCCACAGCUCAGGUGGGGAUUCUGAGUGUCUCAGCCCCCCAAGCACCAGACAAGCUCCUACUGCGGCCCCCAUCUACUCACAUGCUCCGGAAAUGGGCCCAGGUCCUCAAGUGUACCUACAGCCAGAUACAAGCCAUGCAGGCUGCUCCCAGACAUGAGGGGUCUCCGUUGUAGCACAGACCUAAUGAACUGGUGCAGCUGUGCCUGCUCAGACCAGGGACGGAAUGUGGUUUAGGGACCACCCCCAAUUCCUUCCAGAGAAUGAUAUGCAAGUGGGAAAAAUAAAGGGGGAGGGAAAAGUGGGGAGGAGAAAGAGAAAGGAAAAGCCUGAAAAGAAACAGUGAGUAUGGAAUAGCCUUCCAUAGGAGCGCACAUCUUUCUUAGCAAAUUUGUCUGAAGGUGAAAGCCUGGAAAAUAAUUUCAUGUUUCAUGUAUGGAGACACUGGGUGUGAAACGAUACUGAACACCAGUCCUGCAAUGCAGGGGAAUUUUCCUUCAUGGGAUUCAAAAACGAGAAGAUCACCACUAGGACAACACCUGAAGAUAUGUUAGCUGAAGACAGACACUGGGGACCUGAAGUCUGUCUGCAUCAAGACCUUGAGGAAUUGGCCACAGCUGUACCCAGGAGUCCCUAGGCUGGGAAGACCAUUCCUCUUCUCCAACUUCAGCUAAGGGCCUUGACCUAGAGACAUGGAGAAGGAAGCAGAAUAUAGUACUUCAAUUUUCUUCCUACUGAGGAGCCGUUCUCAUUUAGACCUGGCAGUUUUUCUGAGGCUAUGGAUAGUGUCAUUGUGCUAAGGAAACUGCAGGAAACUUGUGUAGAGGCAGUGAAGUAUAGUGACCGAGGACAUGGUCUCUCUACCAGUAAAUCUGAGUUCAAAUAAGGACGCUCACUUUUUUCCAGAUGAAUUUAGGCAAGAAACUAAACUAGAAUGUCCUCACCGGCCUUUUUUUUUUUUUUUUUUUUUUAAAAAAAAAAAAAGACAGUCGCUCUGUCGCCCAGGCUGGACUGCAGCGGCAUGAUCUCAGUUCACUGCAACCUCCACCUCCUGAGCUCAAGCAAUUCUCAUGCCUCAGCCUCCAGAGUAGCUGGGAUUAUAGGCAUGCACCACCAUGCCAGGCUAACUUUGGUAUUUUUGGUAGAGACGGGUUCAUCAUUGUUGGCUGGGCUGGUCUCGAACUCCUGCCCUCAAGUAAUCUGUCCAGCCUCAGACUCCCAAGGUGCUGAGAUUACAGGCCUAAGCCGCCACAGGCUACCAUGCCAGGCCCUCACCUGUCUUUUGUAAAGAUGAUAAUAGUAGCAACCUCAUAGGUUGUAAUGAGGAUUGGAAGCAUUAAGUGUUCAGGUCCUUAGAAGGCUGCCUAGAAUGAGAAGUAUUUGCAUAAGAAUGUAUGGAGUGAGUAUGAUGAGUAAGUGUAGUGGCCCUGUCCAGGGACUCAGCAUCUAGAUGCUUGGGUAAUGGAGGACAACUCUUACCUGGAAGUCGAGGAAAUCCCUCAAGGACCACCCCCUACUCAGACACAACUUCAGAAGAAACAUGAGAAAAGUGAUUUUUUGAACGCACCUGAGAGGUAUCUUGCUUCUAAGUAAGCAAUCCAUUGUCUAAACAAACAUGUUUUGUCUUUGUCGGGCUGCAAAAGGGCUCAGUAGAGGAGCCUCCGGCUGAGGCCAGUAACCACACGUGUUGGGGGUCAAGGGCUGCCUCACGCUUGCUUCUCUGGCCUGGGCAGCUUGCUCACUCACGUGGUAUAUUUUGUUUCCCCUGUGUUUUCCCAGCAAUACUCAGAUGUGCUGGAGAUGACUGUAGGAAGGGUUGGUGAGAGCCAGACUUCUACUGUCUUAACCAUGGCUAUUUCUGGUUAGUGUCCCUUAAGAGCUCAGAGGAUAAGUAGUGGUCCUGAGGUGGGCAGGGCAAAGCCCCAGAGAGGAGCAGGCGAAGUUCCUCUGGUCUUGGGUGCAGACCAUAGGGCCAUGUUCCAUUCAAUGCAAUAAUACGAAUUUAUUUCCUGUUCUGUCAUUUUCUCAUCUGUAAAAUGAGGGAAAAGACCUGUUUACAAGAUUAUUUUAAGGCUUAAUAAAAAUGCUCUGUAUUUUAUAAAAA
Molecule: messenger RNA, 8528 nt
Organism: Chlorocebus sabaeus (green monkey)
Lineage: Eukaryota; Metazoa; Chordata; Mammalia; Primates; Cercopithecidae
Source: RefSeq, a predicted model, not a curated record